Lottia gigantea (owl limpet) is the source of this 366-nucleotide messenger RNA. RefSeq lists its product as hypothetical. Gene Ontology annotation, cellular component: cytoplasm. The transcript has 2 exons. Gene Ontology annotation, molecular function: glutathione disulfide oxidoreductase activity. The coding region runs from base 1 to 366 and encodes 121 amino acids. Gene Ontology annotation, biological process: cellular response to oxidative stress. The record is from RefSeq and is a predicted model, not a curated record. Lineage: Eukaryota; Metazoa; Mollusca; Gastropoda; Lottiidae.
AUGGGUAAUGGUCAAUCUACUGCUGAUAUGGAUUCAAAGGAGGCAAAAUUUAUACAGAACGCUAUCGAUACUCAUCAAGUUGUGAUAUUUUCUAAGACAUAUUGUCCUCACUGUAAGACUGUUAAACAGAUAUUUGCUCAACUCAAUGUCACACCGAAUGUGGUAGAAUUGGAUUUGGUAGAUAAUGGAACAAAGAUGCAAGAUAUUUUACAUCAUAUGACAGGAGCUAGAACGGUACCAAGAGUGUUUAUUACUGGUAAAUCUAUUGGAGGAGCUAGUGAAACAAAAACUUUUCUUAAAACUGGACAACUACAAGAAAUGCUUAAAAUAUCAUCAAACAAAGCCAAAACUAUCAAUCAAAAAUAG